UUGCCGACAAGCAAGAUUACUUUCUGAAAUUGCUGCGCUUUCAUACGAUGAUCUGCAAGAGUGCAUUAAACAACUGAAUCAGCUUAUUGACUGAAUAUAGUGGCCAGGUUUCACAUACUUGAAGAAGAGAUGACAAAAGUGGAGGAAGACGCUAUUAGCUGAAGAAGAAAAACUAAAAUUAAUCAACAAGAGAGAGGUAGAGAGUAUCACCAAAGGAAGAAAAGUACUGCAACAUUGGAAAGGAAGACAGCAACAUAAAAGGGCUACAUGAAGGAAGCAUUGACAGUAUGCAGUCACUGUGCUGAUAGAAAUGGCAAACAGUUAUCCUUUCUCGUAAAGAAAGGAACUGACUCAACGUUAUUAUGGAAGGGAACUGUUAAAAUUUUGUGUGUAAAAUUUGACCCUUCUACAAAUCAAAUCGAAGGGCAUAGGCUCUUCAGCCUCAGUGACUUUUUGAAAGUUUGCCGGUCUCUACAGAGUCAACUGCUAGUAGCAGAGCAAAGCAGUGAUUGUGCAACCAACCAGCCAGUGACUGGAAUGGAAGUUAACAACAGCCAGCAUAAUGGCAGUACCUCUAAUACCUUUGAAAGCCCAGCAUUAAUGUCAGAGUCACAUAGUUUGCCUACUCAGAGGUUAAUUAACACAUCCAUGAUACUGGAGGAGAGAGCCACACUUACAAGUGGUGCUAAUGAUUGCUGCAUUUGUUUGGAGAGAAAACCAGAUAUAGUUUUGCCAUGCACUCACAGCUACUGCGUGGUUUGUAUAGAACAGUGGAAUGUAAAUCACAAGACAUGUCCCAUAUGUCGUGAAGCAUGUGAAAGUACAGAUGACAGCUGGGUUAUUUCUGAAGUACCAGGCGCCCAUGAAAUAAAUGAAGCAAUAUGUUCAGCUCUCAUGGGAUUGCCCUCAACAUCAGGCACUCCAAAGUGAUGCCUCUGACUGUCCCAGCACUAUCAUGUCAUAGUUAUGAAAUAAAAUGCAGACAGAAUACACCUGCACAUCUGUUACACGUUUUAUGUGUAAGGAUGAUAGAUACGGUUUCAUGACCAUGAAUGGUAUGGCCAGCUAGUAGAAAUGGAAUAAUUUUAACAGGUAACUCUUGUUAUAUUUGACACAAAUACAAAUUUGUAAAAUCGUGUUACAGAAACACAAAUCUGAAGUGAAAAGUAAAAUUAUAAUUAAUCACUUCUGCAUAUGUAUGUACUGCAGAUCCCAAGCUAUUUAAAAAUUCUUAGAAAAAUUGUCAUGGAAAAGUGCAGAGAAACUCACUCAUUGGUGUAAAUAUUGUGAAUUUUCUGAUUAUAAGUUAUUUUGACGUCAUACAUGUAUUAAAGAAACUACACAAGGGAUAAAAAAUUAUUCCAUUUUACAUUCAAUAUUUUAAUUUUGUUUCAUUAUAUUCAUUAUUUGCCAUAAACUUUUAUCCUCAGCAGUAAUAUUAUUUACUAUCUUUCUUUAUUCCUCACAUUUUCUUUGCCCUUCCUUUUUUCCUUGUAGUGACUGUUGUGGUAGCAGUUUGCAAGUGUGUUGAGUUUCCAGAUUGUGAGUCAUGACUAUAUAUAAGAAGUCAGUAUUAAAAAAUAUAUAUUAUUGUGCUAUACCCAACACUGACAAUGUAGCGGAUUUGUCAUUUGGUGGAACAGAUUAUUUCUUGCCCACUCUUAAUGAGAUAAAUAAGUGACACGAAUAAAUUGUACCACUGACUGUUCAUCAAGAAUUUUGCAUAUGUUUGUACAAACCUUCUAUUGUAACUGCCAUUUAGUGAUGAAAUUGGACAUCAUUAUGAAAUUUAUGUAAAUAUGUAAAAGUGUUCAAAGUAGGGUUUUCUUCCUUUCCUUCUAAUGUAAGUUAUGAACUUAACAAGUUACGAUAUUAUUAAGUUAUUUAUGGUUAUGGUGAAUAUAUGUAUUUUUGAGAGUAAGUCACUUUAAUCAGGUUUAAACAAACAUUUAUCUUUCUGUGUAUGGUAAACAGAAACUCUAAUGAUAAAUUUUUUGAAACAGGGAGGUUGCUAACAGUAAUUUUCAGAGUUUGUAUGUUGCUACCUGUUCACAAGAAAAUAUUCUAAAUUCAAUCAUAUUUGUUCAAAAAAUAGAUAGGUUUAGUAGUAGUUCUUGAGAGGCUUCACAAAAAUAUUGAACAGGGAAGGCACAAGAGUGCGGUAGAUGCAGAAAGUACCAGUAUCUCCUUGCACUCCUCUUUCCCCUUGCCCUCCUCCUCUGCCUCUUGCCCUCCUCAUUUCUGUCUGUCUGUCCGUCCCUAUAAGACAAUCCAUUUUGUUAUUGUAUUAGUUAGUAUCACAGCUUUGAUGUAUUUGCCCUGACAUGACUGUUUGCUGUAAUGACGUAUAACAUUAUAAUCAUUCUCACCACUGCCACUGCUCCGUGUGUGUGUGUGUGUGUGUGUGUG
Molecule: messenger RNA, 2409 nt
Organism: Schistocerca gregaria
Lineage: Eukaryota; Metazoa; Arthropoda; Insecta; Orthoptera; Acrididae
Product: RING finger protein 141-like
Exons: 5
Coding region: 268-930 (220 amino acids)
Biological process (GO): protein autoubiquitination
Molecular function (GO): ubiquitin-protein transferase activity
Source: RefSeq, a predicted model, not a curated record